Molecule: messenger RNA, 531 nt
Organism: Colletotrichum scovillei
Lineage: Eukaryota; Fungi; Ascomycota; Sordariomycetes; Glomerellales; Glomerellaceae
Exons: 2
Coding region: 1-531 (176 amino acids)
Source: RefSeq, a predicted model, not a curated record
AUGAGUCUCGUCUACGUCUUCACGCACUUAGUCGCUGGAAGAACAGCGUACAUCAAGAACUAUGGAUCUCCAACUAAAUACGGCAAAUAUGUUGCCGGCUUUGCCUUUUUGCUGGCUAGGCUGGGUCUUCCCGUUUGGGUGGCAGCAAUCACUUUGUCGAUAUUUGUGGCUGUAAACAUUGGACUGGAUCUUUCCAAGGGGGUUCAAGAAAACCUCCCAUGGCUUAAUGUCAUAAUCAGCAUAUCUUCCUUGUUUUCUCUCGCAGCAGUACUUGCAGUUAUUGAGAUGGCAGAUCGUCCAUUCGCGACUCUAGGCAUUUCUCAAGCUUGGUUCAUUCGAGGCGAGGAUCCACUAGCGUGUCCUGAUGAUGACGACGACCUUGAGCCGGGAGUUGUCUAUAUGACGCCGAGCCUCCAGGCGAAUAUAGAGAAGCACGCCGAAAAGCCCCGUGUGUCAAGCAAACCCGAGAAGCGAAAACGCAAGACUCUGACGAAAAGGAAUCCUCACGAGCCUCAGCGAAGAGCUUUGUAA